UUCGCGGCUCAUCGCAACCAUCGCAUAGAAACGUCCGCGUGCCCGAAAACUUCUGGUGAAACGAUGGUUGCACGUGGUUGCGCGACAAACGAUUUGAUUCCGAGUUUACUCUUCGUAACGAUCUUUACCAUACUUCUGACACGAGGGACUCUCUCGUAUCGUUAUCAUUAUGAAGAUUAUGACACAAUGAUGGGUACAUGCCGGGAGAAUGAGGUGUGCAACAUCGUUCAUCAUCGCCACUGGAUGCCGAGUACGGUGGACAAAGUGUGCAGGUGCCCGCUAAAUACACCAAGCUGCCCGGUGGUGCAUACACGCCACGGGAACGUGAUGAAUGUGAACAGCCGGACGCAGAUGAAGUUCUGCGCACCGCUGCGCAAUCUGCGCCCGUGCCGCGACGGUGAGAUUGCACUGCGCCGCAAAACUCUGUACCAAUCGUACGGCGUGAAAAAUGUGUCGAUCGUUGUCGACUGUCUGUGCGACCAUCGGCAGAGCUACUGGACGUUUCACAAUCGGUCUGGCGAAGACUUUAACGAUGCACGGCACUUGUUUACGGUGGUGCAAAAUUACAAAUGCGUAGCAAUGAAACGUUGCGCACCGCACGAGUUCUGUGGCUAUGGGCGACGCGAUUACGGGUUUAUCUAUCAUCGCUGCACCUGCCCAAUGUCGCACCAGUGCAAAUUCGAUCUGGACGAGUACGAAGAUGACGUCAGUGAGCUGUUUUAUCAAGGACCGGCAUACUUAGCCCGGUGCGUCCCCAUUUACGAUUACGACUGGUGGUGAAGUGCGCUCAACCUACCUGCACGGAUUGUGAGGCUAUCGUUUUCGCCACCGCACGGGCACGAUCUUCAAAACGCUCUGGUGGUACCGUUUCCGUUAUCAGCCCGUAAUCCAACGCUACCGUUGCCGUCAAACGUUUGCCCUGCAUAAACAGAUCCGCCACCUGCCGGAAAACAGAAACCGAAUUAA
Messenger RNA from Anopheles moucheti, 966 nucleotides. RefSeq lists its product as uncharacterized. The transcript is spliced from 3 exons. The record is from RefSeq and is a predicted model, not a curated record. Bases 64 to 780 code for a protein of 238 amino acids. NCBI's taxonomy places the organism in Eukaryota, Metazoa, Arthropoda, Insecta, Diptera, Culicidae.